Molecule: messenger RNA, 904 nt
Organism: Epinephelus fuscoguttatus (brown-marbled grouper)
Lineage: Eukaryota; Metazoa; Chordata; Actinopteri; Perciformes; Serranidae
Gene: rnf224
Product: ring finger protein 224
Exons: 3
Coding region: 311-904 (197 amino acids)
Source: RefSeq, a predicted model, not a curated record
UGAGGCUGAAUUAUUGAUGAUGUCACAGUGUCCGUCUCCCUGUGAGGACGACGAGCAGCAAACAGAAAAGAAGGAAGGAGACACAGGACAACCACAGAAGAAUAGACGAAAGAAGAACAGAAGAGGAGAGAAUAAACAACAAACAGAGAAAACAACAGAAGGAGAAAAGACAAACUGAAGGAAGAGAAGAAGAGACAGACAGGAGGAAAUGAAACAAAAAAAGACGACAGGGGAGAAGGUGUAAACAACAACAAUAACAACAAACAAGAGGAGGAAAUGAUGUGAAGAGACAGGACAAGUCCAGAACAAAAUGGCUGACGACAGAAAAGUAGAAGAAGAAGGCGAAGAAGAAGAAGAAGAAGAAGAGGAGGUGACCUGUCAGCCCCUCCCCCCUCCUCCUCCCGCUGUUGCCGUAGAGACGAUGAUGUCACCGCGGAGGCAGGACCUGGUGUGCAUUGUGUGCUUCGGCAGUUAUGACCUGGUGACGCGGUUGCCGCGGCGACUGCAUUGUGGCCACGCCUUCUGCCAGGCAUGUCUGAAGAGACUGGACACGGUCAUUAAUGAACAGGUGUGGAUCCCAUGUCCCCAGUGUCGACAAAACACGCCACGGCCCCGAGGAGGAGCAGCAGGUCUGGACCUGGACUUGGCGUCCUUCCUGGGAGUGAAGGCCCAGCAGACCUGCACCUCCUCCUGCUCCCUGUCCUCUUGGAGCUCCGGCCGCAGGCAGGGGGCGCCAGCUGUGGACGCCACCCCAGAUGGUAAACUGUGGCUGGGGAAGGAGGUGACUGAUGACAGCUGGUCACACGGAGGUCUGGCUGAGCCACGCUUUCACAGCUAUGGCAGCUGCUGCCCGCCACCGUCCUACUGGCUGUGCUGCUGGUUCUGCUGCCCAGGGCGGGGCUAG